Molecule: messenger RNA, 1811 nt
Organism: Pipistrellus kuhlii (Kuhl's pipistrelle)
Lineage: Eukaryota; Metazoa; Chordata; Mammalia; Chiroptera; Vespertilionidae
Gene: RAB42
Product: RAB42, member RAS oncogene family
Exons: 2
Coding region: 68-739 (223 amino acids)
Cellular component (GO): Golgi membrane
Molecular function (GO): GTP binding; GTPase activity
Source: RefSeq, a predicted model, not a curated record
GACCUCCGGGCCCCGGCGCCGGGCGGGACGGGGCCCGGGGCAGAGGCUGCGGCGGACGCGGGCGCGGAUGGCGGCGGAGCGCGGGGCGCCGGGCUGCCGCUACCAGUUCCGGGUGGCGGCGCUGGGGGACGCCGCGGUGGGGAAGACCGCGCUGCUGCGGCGCUUCGUGGCGGGCGCGGCGGGCAGCCUGGAGCCGGGCCCGGAGCGCGCGGCGCCCACGGCGGGCCUGGAGUGCUACGGGCGCGCGCUGCGCCUGCCGGCCGGGCCGCGCGUCAAGCUGCAGCUGUGGGACACGGCGGGCCAGGAGCGCUUCAGGUGCAUCACCAGGUCCUUUUACCGGAACCUGGUGGGUGUCCUGCUGGUCUUCGAUGUGACAAACAGGAAGUCCUUUGAACACAUCCCGGACUGGCACCAGGAGGUCCUGGCCACCCAGGGCCCCCACAGGGCAAUCUUCCUGCUCCUGGGCCACAAGAGCGACCUGGAGAGCGCCCGCUGCGUGUCGGCCCAGGAGGCAGAGGCGCUGGCUGCCUCCCUGGGCAUGGCCUUCAUGGAAACCUCAGCCGUAAACAACUGCAACGUGGACCUCGCUUUCCAGACUCUUGCCACCGCCAUCCAGCAGGCCCUGCAGCAGGGGGACAUCAAGAUGGAGGAGGGCUGGGGGGGCGUUCGGCUCAUCCUCAGGCCUCCAGAGCCCAGGCCCCCCAGCAGGAAGCCGCCUGCGGGCCCAUGCCAGUGUUGACUCCGGGAGGAAAAGGGUUAUAACAGUGCCAACCUCAGAUGCGCUAGUGGGAUGGAGACUGUCUUUCCAAAGGGCAGAUGGCGGAACCUGCCCAAAGGGUUCAUAUAAACAAUGUCCUGGCAUCGUCAUGGCUCCUGGAUUUUGGGUCUCGGAGCUCAGCCCCUUUGCCCCAGAAAUGUCUAGGCUCUGGCCAGGCAGCUCUGCUGGUUAGAGUGUCACCUCCAUACAGUUAGAUCGUAUACAAGUAUCAACUAAUAGUGGAGCAAUAAAUCAAUGUCUUCCUUCCUCUCUAAAAUCAAUCCAUGAAAGCAAGUUCUAGAGGCAGGUAUACAGCUUCCUGUUGAGCCUGCUUCCUCAUAAAACACCCUGCCUCGAGGGGGUGGGGGAUGGGGAGGUGCAGGAAUGAGACGAUGGAUGGGAUAUGCUCAGCCAGAUCCUGCCACUUGCUGAGAACUAAGUGAUAAGAACUGUCAUCACCGCUCCUCUUGGCUGGGAUGUGGCCAUUUCCAGCAGCAUUCCGGGGCUGGGACGCUGAGACGCCGAGUCUGUACACGGGCCGCGGGCCACGCAGGUGAGGGUGAGUGCGGGGAAUUCCAGGGGGGCCUGGCUCAGAGCCUCCUUAGGCCCUCAGGCUUGGCUGAGUCUGGGCAUGGAAAUAAGCUGUGGCUGUGGCAGCCCACUGCCCUUGGUCUAAGGCAGGGACUGAAUCUGGAUCUGGGAGGCAGAGCUGAAGAACCCAGAGCCUCCUCCUCCCCCUUACACCCCCCCCCCCCCCCCCCCCCAGCCCUCCAGCUGCUGUGAGUGCUGAGGAAUGAGGAAGACACUCUGGAAACUCCCAACCCCUCAGGGCAGCCCACAUCCAGUGUGGAUCUGAUGGGGGCAGGGUAUUCAGAGGGCAGGCCUUCUUGUCCCAAUGCUGAACAACUCUGAAGAUCAAGCCUUGCUUUAUCACUCACUAGAGGCUGGUGCACAAAAUUCAUGCACUCUGUGGGGGGCGGGGGGUCCCCUCAGCCCAGCCUGCACCCUCUCAGCCUGGGAGCCCUUGGGGGAUGUCCAAUCGAUGGCUUAGGCC